CUCAUUUAAUUUAUAUUAACUCAAAACCAAACAUAAUUAUACUUAAUUAAUAAUAUUGCUUGUAAUCUGUUGCCUUAAUUUUGAGUAGAUAUGGUGUAUGUUUUCUUAGUGUACACUGUAGCCCAUAUCACAGGCAGACAACUUGUGUUGCCUCACACAUUUUCACACAUUUGUCAGUGUUUAUGAGGAAACCUUGUACAUGAAAUAUAGAGAAGGAGGGGCGAGUUAUCUGUACUUUCUCCUGUAUAUGAGUGUGAGGGAGGAGACAGACCAGAUGAGUGGAAUGAGAAAAGGAGGGACAGGGAGAGGGAAAGAGCAAGUGAGGGAGAGGGAACAGCUCUCUGUUUGUGGAGCAGAACAGGACCAUGUUGUCAGGCAGUUGUGUAGUUUGGACUGGAGUACUGCUCCUAGGGCUUUGGGCUCCAAUGACUAGGGCUGUUGAUUUCCAACACCAUGGAUAUGAGGAGAUGGUACGCGCUCUGUUCUCCAUCCAGAGCCAUUGUCCCUACAUCACCCGCAUCUACAGCAUUGGUCGCAGUGUGGAGGGACGCCACCUUUACGUCCUGGAGUUCAGCGAUAAUCCAGGCAUCCAUGAAGCAUUGGAGCCGGAGUUCAAGUAUAUAGGGAAUAUGCAUGGGAAUGAGGUGCUGGGCCGUGAGCUACUCCUCUACCUCUCUCAGUUCUUGUGUGAUGAGUACCAAGUGGGGAACCAACGGAUUACGGAGCUCAUCCACAACACACGCAUUCACAUUCUGCCCUCCAUGAAUCCAGAUGGCUACGAAGUGGCGGCUAGGCAGGGUCCAGAGUUCAAUGGUUACCUGGUGGGGCGUGGGAAUUCCAGAUAUGUGGACCUAAAUCGCAAUUUCCCUGACCUGAAUGCCCUUAUGUAUUACAAUGAGAAGAACAAUGGACAGAAUCACCAUUUGCCUCUUCCAGACAACUGGGAAAACCAAGUUGAACCAGAGACUCUUGCAGUUAUUAGAUGGAUGCAAAGUUAUAACUUUGUUCUAUCAGCAAAUCUGCAUGGAGGAGCAGUGGUGGCAAACUACCCUUUUGACAAAUCCAGAGAAGCCCGUUUCAGAGGUAGAUCUGCAUAUUCUUCCACUCCGGAUGACAAGCUCUUCAAAAACUUGGCAAAGACUUACUCCUAUGCUCACAGCUGGAUGCAUAAAGGCUAUAACUGUGGAGAUUACUUUGAGGAGGGGAUUACCAAUGGAGCCAGUUGGUACACACUAUCCAAGGGUAUGCAGGACUUUAACUACCUGUACACUAACUGCUUUGAGAUCACUCUGGAGUUGAGCUGUAAUAAAUUCCCCCCAGCAAGCACUCUGGCCAGAGAAUGGCUGGCCAACAGGGAGGCUCUGGUGUCCUACCUGGAACAGGUUCACCAUGGCAUUAAAGGAAUGGUCUACGAUGAGAAUAACAACCCCAUCAGCAAUGCAGUGAUCUCAGUGGCAGGCAUAAACCAUGACAUAACCAGUGGUGCAGAUGGAGAUUAUUUCCGUCUGCUUUUGCCAGGAACCUACACUGUGACUGCCUUUGUACCAGGCUACCAGUCUUCCACCAGUACAGUGACAGUCGGACCUGCAGAGGCCAUAAAGUUAUACUUCUAUUUGAAACCAGCACCAAAAGAGACAAACUUGAAUGUGAGGGACCAUCAAGAUAAGAAAAGCUUGUCAGCAGCCCAAGUUCCUCUAGCCAACUUUGGUCCAAGAUAAAAAAAAAAAAAGCGAGAGCGAGAGAGACACCUUCCUUGAAAAUGUUGGCAAAGGAAGUUUAGACUAUCGCUGUUACAAAUCACAUCACUGAAACAUACUUCCUCAGGCCUCAGUUUGUCUUGGAUCCUUAAUAUUAUGUUUUACCAAGGAUGUUCUAUUGAAAUGAAUUCGCAUUCAUGUAAUGCUCAAGAAAUGCAUGUAUUAAAUAACGUCAGAUCCAUAGAAAGGAAUCGGCAUAUAAUUAAAAAAAUAAUUUAGAUAAUAAGGCAAUGUUAUGAUGUGCCACGAGUAUUGUACAUCAGCACUUAGAGUUUAACAGUCUCCUUUGAUCAAGCAACAUUUUAUGCAGACCCUUCAAAAAUGUAAUCAAGCAUAAUUAAAUGUAGCAAAGAAAUGGGUCAUUAGUCAGUAUUGUCUUGAUGAGUUUGUCAUUACAUAUUACGACUUUAACAAAAAAAAAAUAAUCGUAGAUAUUACAGAGACAGUUAGCCUUUUAACAGUUGUAAGACUGUUACAGCAUCAGUUGGAUUGUUGUAAAGUACUGAAUAUUUACAGAAUUGUAAAGACUGUUUUAUAUCCUGUGUAGUUCUGCUUCUGCAUCAUCUGUCUGAUGAUGGGAAAUUAAUACUCUAUAUAUUUUAAAAGAAUUAAUUAGAUUAGAGUAAUUUAUAAUUAGAGUAAGAUGAACAAUCCAUAAUGCUAAAUGGAUUUAAAAUAAAUCCAUUCAUGACAAAAGUAUUAUAUUAAAAAAAGGGUGUUUAUUAUUUGAUACUUGUUGUUGUAUAUUUGUACAAAAGAGGUCACUGUUGUCCACAUGAAAGGCUGUAAGAACUAGAGCAUGCUUCUGGACCCAUUUGUUCUAUAAAAUUAUUCUAUAAAAUUCACUGUACUGUAGAGAAGUUCAAAACCAUAACCCAAGAAAAGCUUAUAAAUCCCUAAACACACAAUGGUCUACUUGUUCACCUAUAUCUUCAUAUUUAGCUGUUCAAAAGCCUGUGGGUUUUCACUAUUUUCCUAUGGAUCACAAACAACCAGGAAAAAAAGUAAUGUUUGACGUACAGGAAAAGGAAAACCUUGCUCCAGGAAUGUCCUGAACCCUGGAUAUGUGCCCUACAACCAGAAGCUGCAGGAACAGGUCAUCAUAUAUUGAUCAUAACACGCACUUCUGUUUUCAGCGCAGCUUAGUACAAAAGCACAUUUUUAAAUAGAUCUCCCAGGACAAAAUACAGGGGGCUGUAAAAGUAGGUAUACAGUAAUGAAAAACAAAACGUUAGUAUUAAAUAAAACCAAGCACCAUUAUUAUAAUAUUGGUAAUACUGGAAUAAUCCUUACUGUAUACCUACUUUUGCAGCCACAUGUACUGUAUGUAUGUAUGUCAUGAAACAUUCUGUGUGAGGUGUAAAGUAAGGAAGUUGUUUUUAAACUCUGACAGAUUACUGUUAAAAUGAGAAAAGGGGAAAAAACAGCAAAGUGCUUAAUAUGAGUGUCUUUAUUUUCAUGUGUUUGCAUUUACAUUUUCGCAUCAAGUGCUUUUUACCUGCAGAUAAUACUUCAAGUAAACAACUGUAAUUAUUUGUAAUCUAUCUAAUGACUACUGUCUAUAUUUGAGGGUUUUUUUUAUUAAUUAAAUUUACUAUUGAAUAUUAAAGCUACUCGAUAUGUCAAUUCCAUGAAUAAAAUGAUCAUAUUUAAAUAUG
Molecule: messenger RNA, 3415 nt
Organism: Neoarius graeffei (lesser salmon catfish)
Lineage: Eukaryota; Metazoa; Chordata; Actinopteri; Siluriformes; Ariidae
Gene: cpn1
Product: carboxypeptidase N, polypeptide 1
Exons: 9
Coding region: 366-1718 (450 amino acids)
Biological process (GO): proteolysis
Molecular function (GO): metallocarboxypeptidase activity; zinc ion binding
Source: RefSeq, a predicted model, not a curated record